GAAUGCUACACUCCAAAUACUAUUGUGUUUUCAUUGACAACAUUCACUAUUACAUAUGCAUAUGAACACCAGUCAUUUUCAUCAGAAUUGCUGUAAUAGCAUUAAGAGAUUAUUAUUUUUUCCAAUUUCCUUGGAAGAAAAUUCACUUAAAUUAGAUUAUUUCUUACUUGACUACUCUCCUAUCUUGCCUGUACGUGUAGGUAACUAGAGCCUAUGCAAGUAUAAACUUCAGAAUAAAAAAAAAAAGCAUGAUUUUAUACAUUAAUGAUUUCAAAUAAAAGAAGAGUGCAACAUUUGUGCAUCCCUUCUUACAAGAAAGUUAAGUCCGUGUUCUGCUUAGGAGAGAUAACACUUUUUGUCCCUGUAGGUGGCCCCCCUGGUGUAGCCAUUAGUUGCUAAUUACUUGCAAACAAAUAAACAAUUAACUCCUUAAGCUGCUGGCUGGGCAAGUGUUCAUUGACAUGCUAAAACUUUCUAAGACAGGAUUUUAAUUAGUGACGUCCUAAAUCCAGCCCCCUUGUCCACAAAGCUAUAAGGUGAACUACGGGAAGACCUCAGCCCUGUACUAGCGGGGCAGGGGCGGUAGGGAGGAGGCCGGAGCUGUGUCUGCAGCCCGAGAGGAUGUCUCCCAAUCUUCAGGAAGGUGCUCGGCUUGUGGAAGGCAAACCCUCAUCCACCUCCUUUUCCAUUGAGAGCAUCUUAGGACUGGACCAGAAGAAAGAUGACGCUCCAUCAAUGAAACCCCACAGGCCGUGGGCAGACACCUGCAGCUCCUUGGGGAAGGAUGCUAACCUACGUCUCCAUGUCCCGAGUUUUCCCAAUGGGAUCUCAUUCCCACACCCUGGGGAUCAUCCAAUGCCAGAAGAAAGAGCUAUGAAAUACGAAAAUUACUUUUCAGCCUCAGAAAGAGCGUCUUUGAAAAGAGAGUUGAACUGGUAUAGAGGCCGGAGACCAAGAACUGCUUUUACUCAGAAUCAGGUUGAAGUAUUGGAAAAUGUCUUUAGAGUAAAUUGCUACCCUGGCAUUGAUAUCAGAGAAGAUUUAGCUCGAAAACUGAAUCUAGAGGAAGACAGAAUCCAGAUUUGGUUCCAAAAUCGGCGUGCAAAGCUGAAAAGAUCCCAUAGAGAAUCACAGUUUCUAACAGCAAAAAAAAAUUUCAACACAAAUCUCCUGGAACAGAUAGAAAACUAAACGUGUGAAAUGAUCUUGCAAGUAUAGACCACGAAGAAUCAAGGAAUGGAAAAAGCGAGUGUUAAAAAUGUAUUUUCUUUCCUGCAUUGAAUCUGUAUAUUGUAUUUUUUCCUGAAAACAUACUGUAAAUAAUUACUAUUAUAGCAUGGUACAAAUUAUAUUCGGGCACUUUUAGUUACAAUAAAAACCUUUCCUAUAUUUUUAAAUAAAUGUUUUCAGAAAAGCCGGCUAUUUUUUAAGUGAGCACAGUCAAUCUAAUAAAAUAGUUCCCUAAAAUCAGUAAACUUGUGACUAAGGCAUUCCGCAAGCUGGAUUCCAUUCACAGACUAUUUCAAGCGAAGUAAUCUGGAGAACAAAGGUGUGAUUUAUUUUAACUAGUCUCCUUCAAGUGCAUUGUGAAACAAGAUUGUGCUUAACUGUAAUAUAGAGUGCGAUUGACUUAUGAAUCUUCGAUUUCUUGUGAUUUAUGGCAUAAGCAAUGAGAAUAUCUCACCAAAUAUUCAAACAAAUCCUGAUAGCAUACCAAUUUCAAGGUGUUGGGUUUUUUUUUAGGCAAAGUCAUUUUUGUCAGAGAUAUAAAAACAGCAGCUGUCAUGUUAACACCGUUGGCAUUGCAUUGCACAAAAGCUGCAAAUAAAUGCAAAAUUUAAGUAGUUUGCUAGUUCAUUUAAUGUUGUACUUUUCAUUCAUUAAAGUGAUAGUGCUCA
Oryctolagus cuniculus (rabbit) is the source of this 1898-nucleotide messenger RNA. It is a transcript of the gene HESX1, whose product is annotated as HESX homeobox 1. Gene Ontology annotation, cellular component: nucleus. Gene Ontology annotation, biological process: pituitary gland development; regulation of transcription by RNA polymerase II; forebrain development. Gene Ontology annotation, molecular function: DNA-binding transcription repressor activity, RNA polymerase II-specific; RNA polymerase II cis-regulatory region sequence-specific DNA binding. The record is from RefSeq and is a predicted model, not a curated record. Lineage: Eukaryota; Metazoa; Chordata; Mammalia; Lagomorpha; Leporidae.